AUGAUAAUUGCGUGGUCAUUGACUGAGAUUAUAAGAUAUUCAUUUUACGCUACUUCACUCGUUGGACGCAAAUCAAGCGUUUUGAAUUGGCUGCGAUACACGACGUUCUACGUGCUUUAUCCACUUGGCGCAGGAUCAGAGGCGACGUUGAUAGCGUCUACACUGCCUAAAGGAUUACCAAGUAAUAUAAACUGGCCAGCUUCAGAUAUUAUCAGAUCUUGGUUUUUCCUUGGGUGGUGGCCAGGCGGACGAUCAGCAACCUUGAUGGAUUUAUUAUUUAAUAGCAAUUUGAUACCACAGUCAGUAGCUAGCACUCUUCCUGCCGGCUACAGCCUCAGACCCCUUUCAUCUGCAGACUACGACAAGGGCCAUAUCAACCUCUUAAGCGUACUGAGCAAAGCAACAGAUCCAGGGCGUCAAGCGUACGUGCAAAGAUUCAAUUUCCUUAAGAGUAUCCCAGACACGUACUAUACAAUCAUUAUAACUGAUAACGCAGAUAAAGUCGUUGGUUGCGGUACCGUUUUACUGGAAAGGAAGUUUUUGAGAGGAUUAGGGGUUGUUGGACAUAUUGAGGAUAUUGCGGUUGAUAAGAACCAGCAAGGGAAGAGCUUAGGGAAGAAGAUAAUUCUUAGUCUUACGGAAAUAGCCCAAAGCCGCGGUGCAUAUAAGGUAAUACUUGACUGCUCUAAGGAGAAUAUACGUGAGUAG
Molecule: messenger RNA, 708 nt
Organism: Wallemia ichthyophaga EXF-994
Lineage: Eukaryota; Fungi; Basidiomycota; Wallemiomycetes; Wallemiales; Wallemiaceae
Product: Glucosamine 6-phosphate N-acetyltransferase 1
Exons: 2
Coding region: 1-708 (235 amino acids)
Biological process (GO): UDP-N-acetylglucosamine biosynthetic process
Cellular component (GO): endoplasmic reticulum; Golgi apparatus; endoplasmic reticulum-Golgi intermediate compartment
Molecular function (GO): glucosamine 6-phosphate N-acetyltransferase activity; monosaccharide binding
Source: RefSeq, a predicted model, not a curated record